UUCAUUCGUUGUUUCGAGCUCUCAAAAUGCGCUCUUUAAUAGUGGUGCUCUGUUUAGCCGUUUUGGUGCUCGGUAAGCCCAACCUCAGACAUACGAUUUCGUGGGAUCAUUUUUGGACUCAGGAGGAGAUUGAGGAAUAUAUGCAUGAAUUGGUCGAAGAAUAUCCGGAUAUCGCUACGCUGGAAACCGUGGGUACAUCAACCGAGGGUCGUGAUAUCGACGCAAUUCUGGUUUCUUAUGGUACAAACGCUAAUAAACCAUUGGUGAUAAUCGAUGCUGGUUUACGGGCACGAGAAUGGGUCUCUCCAAUGGUCGGUAUGUUCGUCCUUCAUGAGUUGGUUGAGCAUCCAGAUGAGUUCACCGACAUUCUACAGGCAGUUAACUUCCUGGUGAUCCCGCUUGUUAAUCCCGAUGGCUAUGUUUACUCGCAUGAGACGGACAGAAAUUGGAUCAAGACUCGCAGCAGUAGCGGAAAUGGUUGCUACGGGGUUGAUUUGAAUCGUAAUUUCGAUUAUGAGUGGGGAACUGUUGGAGUUAGUUCGGAUCCGUGUGAUGAUGCAUUUCCAGGAUUGACUGCAUUUUCUGAGCCUGAAGCACGAGCCGUACGGGAUACGGUUAGUAAUUAUGCUACAAACCUGAAACUCUAUCUAAGCAUACAGGCAGCCGCCAAGAUGGUGGUGUAUCCUUUCUCCUACAAUGGGCUACGAACUCCGAGCAACGAUCACAAUACGGUAGCGCAAAUGGUUGCCCGUGCAAUGAUGGGAGAGAACGGAUACAUCUACACGUAUGGAGCAGCCGGCAUACAAUUGCCGGUGGAAUCUGGAACCGUCAGUGACUAUGUGGCCGGUACAUUCGAACACGAGUACACCUUUGUGCUGGAAACCCGCGGUGGCACAGAUAACGAAUAUGAACUUCCCGCAGAUAAACUUUCCGAGGUGUUGUAUGAAACAGCGGCUGGUCUGAAAGUAUUGGGAGAGUACGUUGCUGGCAUUCGAAGUCUUGAAUAA
Molecule: messenger RNA, 1007 nt
Organism: Malaya genurostris
Lineage: Eukaryota; Metazoa; Arthropoda; Insecta; Diptera; Culicidae
Product: carboxypeptidase B1-like
Exons: 3
Coding region: 27-1007 (326 amino acids)
Biological process (GO): proteolysis
Molecular function (GO): zinc ion binding; metallocarboxypeptidase activity
Source: RefSeq, a predicted model, not a curated record